GUAGCAUCCCGAAGGACCCAGCAUUUCCAGUCCUUCCCUUCUCCCUUCUUUUUUUUUCUUUCCCUCGAGGCCAGGCCAGCUAGGGUAACCAACCAACCAACCCUCUCUCUCUCUCGGCCCCUGGUCAAACCUCUCGACCCCAGCCAAAGCCCACCUACCCUCCUCCCUCGCUCACCUCCCCAGGACAUAUAUACAUACAUAUAGUACGGUAUUGCGCAUGCUGUCCGUAGUAGGUAUCGAUCGGGCCAUCAUCACCUUGAUCCCCGUCCAUCCAUCCAGCCAUCCCUCCCGCCAUCCCGUUACUCACCCGUCCGCCCACUACCAGGUUCCCGAGAAUAUACUAACAAGAACAGGAAAGCAAUUCCGUCUGUGCCUCACGUAUGUGAUCGUCGCCAUCCGUCCACCCAUCAUCCUCUUUUCGGUAUAUGGAGCAUCGCAACGCAACGACAAACACAACACCGUCUAGCUUCCUACUCCCUGCCAUCCUACGCAGAGCUUCGCCAUCGCAUCUCUCUGCCCUCGCCUCGACCCCCGGCCCACCCGAGAGAAAGCAUACCAGCAAGCCCUGGCGAGUCGACCGAGUCCAGCCGCACGCACGCACACACGUUAUCUCCUUUCGAAAUCCCUUCCGGCCUUUGUCCAUCCCUGCAGCGCCACCAUCGUGAUCGCUAGAAGCACUCGAGACCCGUCUGCUAGGCAGCCUCUCCCAAGAUGCAUCGAACAUACUCUAUGCGCCAGACCCGGGCGCCUACUGCGUCGCAGAUCCAGAACCCCCCUCCCCCUCCAUCGUCCACCAAGUCCGGCAGAUUAUUCGGGAGAGGCGGCUUCGGACAUGCGCUUCGUCGCAAUGCCGCCGGCGCCUUUGGCCCCGACCUGGCUAAGAAGCUGACCCAGCUCGUCAAGAUGGAAAAGAACGUGAUGCGGAGCCUGGAGCUCGUCGCUAAGGAGCGCAUGGAGGUCGCUCAACAACUCUCCCUCUGGGGCGAGGCCGGCGAUGAGGACGUUUCCGACGUUACCGACAAACUUGGCGUGCUCAUCUACGAAAUAGGUGAGCUCGAGGACCAGUACGUCGAUCGCUACGACCAAUACCGCGUUACCAUGAAGAGCAUCCGAAAUAUCGAAGCAUCGGUCCAGCCCAGUCGAGACCGCAAGCAAAAGAUCGCCGAUCAGAUUGCCCAGCUCAAGUACAAGGAGCCGAACUCGCCCAAGAUCGUCGUCCUCGAGCAGGAGCUUGUCCGCGCCGAGGCCGAGUCCCUUGUCGCCGAAGCCCAACUCUCCAACAUCACCCGCGAGAAGCUAAAGUCGGCCUACGCAUACCAGUUCGACGCUCUGCAGGAGCACUGCGAAAAGGUCGCCAUCAUUGCCGGAUACGGAAAGCACCUCCUGGAGCUGAUCGACGACACUCCCGUCACUCCGGGGGAGACCCGCGCUGCGUACGACGGCUACGAAGCCAGCAAGGCCAUCAUCCAGGACUGCGAGGAUGCACUCACCAACUGGGUCUCGUCGAACGCUUCCGUGAACCCGAAGCUGUCCACGCGGGCCCGGACCCUAUCCCAGAGACGCCGAAAUAACAUCAAAGCCCGGUCGGAAGGCCUGGACCUUUCCGGCCAGGAUGCGCCACUGAAUGACCGCGACUCUUGGGUUGCAGCCGGAGAGCACCACAAGCAGCAUGAUUACGAGGACGAAGAGGAAGAGGACGAACCGGCCCACUCAGUCCUAGACUCUGACGGCGGGCUGAAUGGGGAGCAUCGAGGCCGAGCACCCGAGAUGGCGGUCUAGGCUACCCCUUCUUUCCCUGUUGCGUCCACCACCGUCUUCCGCCGCGACGCCGGAAGCCAAUGGUAACCCGUUAUUAAUGUCUAAUUUGACACCAACGAGAUGGAGGUCAUCUCCUUGGCGGCCGCAAUUACUAUCGCUGCCGCUGCCGCUGCCGCUACCGCAAUACAAAGCUCAACAUAUAAUUCAGUAAAAGGGGCACAUAAAACACACAAGAGAUACAUAUAUGCAAAAUGACUCGAACUUGUUUUUUUUUCUUCUUUCUAGGGAGGGGGGGGGGGGGAU
This is a messenger RNA of Durotheca rogersii, 2061 nucleotides long. Its product is annotated as Eisosome component PIL1-domain-containing protein. The transcript has 5 exons. The coding region runs from base 712 to 1779 and encodes 355 amino acids. Gene Ontology annotation, molecular function: lipid binding. Gene Ontology annotation, biological process: endocytosis; negative regulation of protein kinase activity; eisosome assembly. Lineage: Eukaryota; Fungi; Ascomycota; Sordariomycetes; Xylariales; Xylariaceae. Gene Ontology annotation, cellular component: plasma membrane; eisosome filament. The record is from RefSeq and is a predicted model, not a curated record.